CUGACUACGGAGUCGGCAGUCCUACGUCGACCCGCGUGCACGCCGCCCGCCGCGCAGUGUCGUGUCGCGCCCUGGCACGCGCCUUCCAACCCCAAUGGACUACGAUCGACCAAACGAAUUAACUUAUUUUUCAAUUACUUCUAUAAUACACUUCAACUCUCCCGAUAGAACCUAUCGAACGAAUCACGCGACCCUAGUAUGACUGAAACUCAAUUUCGAAAACUUUUACCGACUUUCGAUAAUUAGUGUUUUAAUUAUCCAUUGUAGUGAACGAUUUCAAACUUUUUUGGUUUUUUUCUAUUCAAAUAUGUAUCUUAAAGAGGAGUUGUUGAGAACCCUAUUUACACAUAAGAAGCGACUGAAGUUUUUUUCUUGAACAUUUUACCCGUUUCAUGAACUAUUUACAAAAUUUGUGGUUUCGUUUUCUUCCCUAAGAACCUUUUAGAACCCUCUACUAUUUCUAGUAAUACGAGUGUGCUGAAUUUAAAUCCAUAAACAACUUUAAUCUGUGUAGUCGUUAGCGUAAAAUUAUAAGUAAAGUGGUUUUAAAGGCGUUAAAACUGUGUCAGUUUCUUUGAAUCUUAACCAGCAGUGUGGUAGUGGAUCAUUGUACCCUUCGAAUAUUCCAUUAAACUGAUCGUUGCACUUAAUAAGAUUAGGGAGUUUCAGACAGUUAAGCGAAUUACGUGGGCGGUUGAAGAAUAACGCGACAUUAAUGGAAGAAACUGCUUCGUCGAACACUAGUUAUGGCUCAAAAUCCUUCCCUUGAAACAUUCCUUAAUAGUUGUUCAUCUUGUCUAUUUAUCAAACCACUACGUCACCUUUAAAAACAUUCCACGUUGUGGUCGAAAUAGAUUUUUAAGCUUUGUGUCAAAAAUAAUUUAAUUUUAAUUGGGACAUUUCGUUAAAUUAUAUCCAGAACUAGAUUGUAGUGGUAGUGAGUUAAAGUGACGCGCGUAAACCUCUUCGGAGGGCGCGAAGAAUUUGCGCGAUGCGGUCUCACCAGGGAUGUACGUAAUAUAUCCUGCGGAUGAAGUAGUUUCCCUGACUUACAGCUCGCAUUCGCUGCCCCGGCCCCGGCAGCGGCCUACACUUGAUAUUUUGGUUGGACCGCUGCUGAGUUUGCCAUCCAGCACGCACCCCCUGCCCUUGGCCCCCACCCUCGUCUGCGGCAACUCUCUCAAAACGGCGCCCCCGGAGCCAGCGGAGCGCGCGCCGGCAUCGCCGACGCCGUCGCUCGACCGCUCGAGCAAGGUGCGCGAGCGAACAAAAGCCAAGCUUUUCAAAAAGCUCGGACGUCACGAAAACAAUGAUUUCGGAAAAAUUGUUAGGACACCCGCCCCCGACGAGUUUGAACUACCCGCUCCUUUGCCAACUCCAGCUUUUUCUAGGAAAAAUAUAUUUGAUCGCGAUUUCGAUGCGUUAUUCGAAGUGGCAAGUACUCCGCAAUUCGGCGCAAAUAUUCGCGUUACGACCCCUGAGCCAGAUCAUCGACCAGAUGUAUCAGCAUCACAUUUUCCUUCUCCUGCGGAAUCAUCUUUAAGUCUGCUUCCACCUCGGCCCAACUCUGAGCCGACACCCUCACCAGGGAACUCGACUCGCACUUCUACACCACAGCGUUCGUCUCUUGAAGGUACUAACUCUAAAUCGAAGAAAGUUAGUUUCUUUCGGAGGCUUGGCCGAUCCAAAGAUUCGACGCCGCCGAGACGUACCUCAUCUUUUACCAUGCAGCAACCAUCAGUGGAGAUGGCUCUUCGAGAGCUAACGCAUCCAAUUCAUAAUGAACAGCUCAAGAAUCAACAGCAAGUCACCUUCAAGCUGGUUAAAACAGUGUCGGACUUUACGACGCAACUGUCACAGCUGUAUGAGCGGCAUUCCUCCGAGCUCCAGAUACUCGUUGCCAACUUCCGCAAACGGAACAGCGAACUCAGAAAGGAGAGAGCAACAUGUCCGUCUUCUUUGUUCCACACGUGGGAGACGCUAUUGCAAGAAAUAGAAGCAGAUGUCAUCGGUUACAACAACGCUUCUUCUUCUUUGGAGCGUAUAGUGGCGACUCCACUUAUAGAAAAAACCUUUCACAUGAAGGUACAAGCGCGGAAGCUAUUUGCGCAUCGUGAGGGCUGUGAAGUGAUUCUUGGAAAGGCAGAUGAUCAACUCACUAAGAGCCGUCAAGACUACCGGGCGGCGUUCCUGACCUACUGCAACAGUCCGAAUUCAGCUGCUUUGGCCACGUACUAUGAUUCACACAACAAUUAUGUGCAGCAAUUAACCGCUACAAACGCGAUGCUUGAACAAUACCACAAACAUACUCUGCCUACUAUACUACAGGAGCUGGAAGAGAUUCUAACUGAAGUUACAACUGCUGUAAGUGACGCAAUUUGCCAAGGAGGAGAAAUUAUAACUGAAAAGUGUAACACUCAAUUGCGUCGCUAUGAGUCUUUGUGUGCUCAAGCUCGUGCCGUAUCCAGUACUGCUGAUCUGGCGCAUUUAGCUCGCACACUUCUGACUGCACAGCCACCAAUGAAACCGCCCAAGCGGGCUUUCCUGCCGCCUUACCCGCCAGAACCUGACGACCCGCCACUGGACGUUCCAGCGGAGAGCAUGCCUCCAGUUCUGCGUGAAGAAAUGCUUCUGGACCGUAUGGCUGGUGGACAGGCCCGACUGAGCUAUGAACAGCUUAGAAAAGACGCUCAAGAUCUCGAAACCCAAAUCAAACUUUUACAGGAUGGCUUGGACUCUCUAGCCCGUCACCAGAAUAGAGGACUCGAAAAUAGUGUCUACAGUAAAGUCAAUGAAAUACAAGAGGAUAUGUCAAUAAAGAAAUAUGAAUACAGGGCGACCCAACUCCAUCUUGCGGCUGUAAGAGCUCAGAGAGACCUAUUCGCGGCAAAAGCAGACAGCGCUUCAGGGGUAGAUCGAAAAUUAUCUUCGUCUUCGGCAGGCAGUAUGAAGAACAAAUGGUUGAAGGCUUUUCGGAGCCUAAAGCCGCCUAGCGCACCUCCGCCACACGUGCCAGAUAAGAGAAAUGGUGCGGCGCGCGAAUCUAUGCGUUCAGGAGAUUCCGAGGCACACAAUUUCCAAGAAUAUACAUACAAAAAAAUCACACCUUGCGAUGUAUGUUCACAAGUGCUACGAGGUCACACCAGACAAGGUCUCCGCUGCCGUUUAUGCAAAAUGAACGUUCAUACAGAUUGUAUGCCACAAGUAGGCAAAUGCCAAACAAAGUCCCGGCUCUUGCGCAGACAGAAAAGCACUUCCGAAAUCGAGUCUCACAGAGUUCAAGAGACUGCAUUCGAAGAUGAAAAGGAGGAAGUGGAUCAGACCUACCAAGUUCUGAAGCGCGCCAACGAAAUAUCGAAGCCGGGCGGCGGGGGGCCCGUAGUGCGCGUGUCGGCGCCGGAGGAGUGUCCCGCGGCGCGGUCGCCGGCGAGGCCGUCCGCCGGACUGGCUGUCGCACCCCAGCCUCUCUCUUCCAGCUCAGGCGCGGCGAUGCGGCCUGACGGCGGCGUGCGGCGGAGGCUCUUCGCCGGAGUCAAGAGUUUAUCGAUGUGGGGCUCACGGUCUCGUCGCGGCUCUCCUCAACACCGAUCAAUUUCUCUACCGGAAACACCGCAUUCGCCGAGACGUCAAAAGUUGAACCUUAGGAUGAAGAGCUUGUCGUUGGACUCGCCAGAGUGUGGAGAGCUGAGGCGUCGACCAGCAAGAGACCAACAGCCCUCGCAGGGCAGCCGUGUCCUAUGUUACUGCAGAGCAAAUUGCAUGAGAUAUGGCUUUCCUAGAAUAAGUAACCACCUCGUUCAUAGAUACACGUGUUCAUCUCCAUCAUCGCCGGUACAUAGCAGGAAGCUAUUGAAUACACGUGGAGGUCGCAUGAGCAGCGUUGAAUUGCCAGACGAACCGGACAAAAGCCUGUCUUCUAACAGCGCAAGUCCGUGCCCUUCGCCAGUUAAACAACAGAGCAAACAUCAACGUCUUCUUCCAACGAAUCUGUAUGUGAUUCUAUACAACUUCAAGUCUCGCCAUGCUGAUGAAUUAGAUCUUAAAGCUGGUUACAAAGUGACCGUCAUCGACACCUCCGACCCUGACUGGUGGAAGGGAAAAUGCUUGGGAAAGAUUGGAUAUUUUCCAUCUAAAUACUGCACAAAAUUGCAAGCCGGUGAAAGACCUCUACAAGUCACCCAUAAUCUGCAGGUGUCGGACGGAGACAAUGGACUGAUGCUGCUCCGUGACCAAAUCGUGAUCCAAGUAGGUGACGAAGUGGACGGAAUGGUGAUGAUCAGAUCUGGCGACAAUCGCCAGGGAGUAUGCCCAAUUAAAUUUCUUCAGGAGGUGUGACGCUUCAGGCUGCCCAACUUCGAUUUAAUGAAGAAGCGAGGAUCCCUUACAGACGAGUCGAAGUUCUACCACCCGCCGAAAAUGAUUCAAAGCGCACCAGUCACACCAUGCGACAGCGAAUCGACUUGGUCGGAAAGGAAUUGGUCGAAGUACAACAAUGGCAGCUCCCCAACAUACGUUAGAUCAGGGUACGAUAAAUACGAUAGUUAUAUAGGAAACGACAGUACGGGCCUUGAUGAGGACGGCCACAGAGUUUAUGCGGACGGCAUGUGGUGGUGGCAGAGACCGUUGGGCGUUCGGCGGGAUCACUGCCAAAGGUGUGGGGCUUCGUCUUCUAAGAGGCCUUUGAAGAUGAUUCCGUGUGCCGGAACAAGUCAAGACGUACCAAACCACUUACAACCCAGACCGCUGCUAUCCCGCGAACGGCCAUUGCGUUUCGUAAAACAACUCUUUUUGUAAUUCUAGACCAGGGGUGGCCUACUUGAUUACCAGAACUAAGAUCUACUGUCUACUGACGAAACACCCUGCGAUCUACCAAUGACAUUUGAAAUUUAACGAAACAAUGUAGUUCAGUAUACAAAUAAGUAGUAUAUUUUCUUUUAUUCCUCCUCCUUGCGUCAAUAAUCCUCAAUGCUGAGGGUUGUGGCCUCUCUAAAAACUUUCUCCUGUAUUAUCCUGCGCCAUUCCUGCCUAUCCUCGGCUUUGUGGAUAGCAACGUGGACCGUAUCUGGUCCGGCCAUCUGUUACCAGCAACAGCAGCAAUGUUUCUUUUAUUAAAAAUAUUAAUAUACACCUGAAAUUAUAUAAAAGAGAACUGUUGUGUAGAAGAGAGCAUAAAUAAUGUGACGUACCUAAUGGUCGUUAACAAAUGAUACCAGAUGAAGAUGAUGCGUGCAGCAAUUGGUGAUUACGUUGCUUUAUAUUUUUUGUCUUGCCAGGAUCGACUGAUCUAAUGGUCAUGAUCGACCGGUCGAUCGCGACCUCCCCUGGUUGGCCACCCCUGUUCUAAACAAUUUAGCCUAAUAUUUUUACAGAUUAAUUUUUUGUUCACAUUCGUAGGUUUGAACGUAGACGUAUGUUUGUUCCACUAAUAUUAUUAUGUAUAUUU
Molecule: messenger RNA, 5443 nt
Organism: Bombyx mandarina (wild silkworm)
Lineage: Eukaryota; Metazoa; Arthropoda; Insecta; Lepidoptera; Bombycidae
Gene: Stacl
Product: SH3 and cysteine-rich domain-containing protein
Biological process (GO): positive regulation of voltage-gated calcium channel activity; skeletal muscle contraction; positive regulation of protein localization to plasma membrane
Molecular function (GO): protein binding
Source: RefSeq, a predicted model, not a curated record